AUGGGUCUCUCCCACGCCACGUCUUCCCCAAAGUGGUCGGACAUCCCGCCGGACCUGGCCGGCCUCAUCCUCUGCCGUCUCACAUCCGACGCCGACCAGCUAAGCUUCGGGGACGUGUGUCGUGACUGGCGCCACGCCACACAGCAACAGCGAGGCAGCAUGCCGUGGCUCAACCUCGUCCCUGGGGUUUACCAGAGCAUCGCUGACGGCACGGUGCAUUGCUUCGGCCACUGCCAUGGCUCUUCCGGUUGUUGGAUCCUCUUCUACCACGACCCGGAGGUUGGGGAGGAUGAUGAGGAUGGGGACGGAGGAGGAUGCAUAUUCCUCCGCAACCCUUUCCACCCAUCAGCUGCCCCCAUGCAGAUCCCGUGGACAUACAGGGAGCCGUCUAAGAUCAUCAUUUGGUCUUCAUCCGUGGUGCUUCUCCACCGAGGAAUCUGCAAAAUUGCUCCUUCCUCACCAGCUGACAUGAGUGGGCCGCACCAACCUUGUCUGGAGCUUACCGGUUAUUCCGGUGAUUAUGCAGACAUGUCCUUUUACCGUGGAAGGAUCUUCACCGUCACACACUUUGGGGAGCUCUUCUCCCAUGACAUCUUGGGUUAUCGCACGGAGCAUGUGAUGAACCAAUCCAUGGAGCGCAAUAAUCAACCAAUGAACAAAAUCGUCCGCCACCUAGUCGUGUCAGCUGACAAGAAAAAGCUACUGAUGGUACGAUGGAGCAUCCCUCCAAGAAAGCUGAAGGUACGGCGGAGCAACACUCACCAAAAGGCCACGGCUGUCGUGGUAUAUGAUCAUCGGUGGGCGAUGAAUUUGCACGUGUUUGAGGCCGACUUGGCCAAGGGCCAGUGGUCGGAGGUGAAGGACCUUGGAGGCCAGGUUAUUUUUGUCAGCAGAAGUUGUUGCAGGGCGUUCGGGCCAUUGGAGCACUGCCACCCAAGAUUCCCACAAGGGAACCUUGUGUAUAUCUUGGGUGUUGACUGGCACAUGAAGAGGGAUGUCGCCGGUGCUGACCUGUGCGGAUGCACGGACUGUCGUGACCACGUUAAUGGUGGUAUUCCUAGCUACUGUGUGUAUGACAUGAUGAGUGGUACUCUUAGUCUAGUUUCAAUAUGCCAAGGUCCACGGCUGGGAAGUGCGAGGUCAGAGUGGUUCUUUCCAUGUGAGUGA
Triticum dicoccoides is the source of this 1167-nucleotide messenger RNA. RefSeq lists its product as uncharacterized. The transcript has a single exon. Gene Ontology annotation, molecular function: protein binding. NCBI's taxonomy places the organism in Eukaryota, Viridiplantae, Streptophyta, Magnoliopsida, Poales, Poaceae. The record is from RefSeq and is a predicted model, not a curated record. Bases 1 to 1167 code for a protein of 388 amino acids.